Molecule: messenger RNA, 3040 nt
Organism: Atta colombica
Lineage: Eukaryota; Metazoa; Arthropoda; Insecta; Hymenoptera; Formicidae
Gene: Mer
Product: merlin
Exons: 9
Coding region: 218-2140 (640 amino acids)
Biological process (GO): regulation of organelle assembly; regulation of cell shape; regulation of gliogenesis
Cellular component (GO): apical part of cell; cytoskeleton; filopodium
Molecular function (GO): actin binding; cell adhesion molecule binding
Source: RefSeq, a predicted model, not a curated record
AUAUACGUAUCAAGUACUCGUGAAAAUAUCAAAUCAACAAAUACUUAGGUGCGCGAUCAGAAUUUGGCAGGAUGUGAUUGUGCGAACCACAUACUCUCGAGGAGAUGUCAAACGGUUGAAACUUGAAACAAGCCACUAUGCUCGUCGAUUAAUACUUAUAUUUCAUUUAAAGAUAUGUCGAGAACGUGCUGUAUUGGAGAUUUUAGCGAAAAAUAAGAUGUCACCGUUUCGGAGGAAAAAGUCCGGGAGAUCUUUUCCCGUCAAAGUUUGCACCUUAGAUGCAGAACUCGAAUUUAAUCUAGAGUGGAGAUCGACAGGCAGAGAAUUGUUUGAUCUGGUGUGCCGUACAAUAGGAUUGAGAGAAACGUGGUAUUUUGGACUUCAAUACGAAGAUGCAAAGGGCUUUAUUUCUUGGUUAAAGUUAGACAAGAAAGUUCAAGAUCAAGGCAUUUCGCAACAUCAAACAACAUCAUUCAUGUUCUUAGCAAAAUUUUAUCCUGAGGAUGUUGCUGAAGAACUAGUACAAGAAGUCACUCAACAUCUGUUUUUUUUACAAGUAAAACAAGCUAUACUGUCCAUGGAUAUUUAUUGUCCACCUGAAGCUUCUGUAUUACUUGCUUCUUAUGCUGUCCAAGCAAAGUAUGGUGAUUAUGAUGAAAUUUCAUAUCGUCCUGGAAUGCUUGCCAGUGAGGACUUGCUUCCACAAAGAGUUAUAGAUCAAUAUCAAAUGACUCCAGAAAUGUGGGAGGAUAGGAUAAAAAUUUGGUACGCCGAUCAUCGUGGCAUGUCUCGAGACGAAGCAGAAAUGGAAUAUCUUAAAAUUGCUCAGGAUCUUGAUAUGUAUGGUGUGAAUUAUUUUCCUAUUAGUAAUAAGAAGGAAACAGAUCUUUGGCUUGGAGUUACAGCAUUGGGAUUGAAUAUUUAUGAAAAAGAAAAUAAAUUGGCACCGAAGACAACGUUUACAUGGUCGGAAAUUCGUCACAUUAGUUUUGACGAUAAGAAGUUUAUAAUCAAGCCUGUAGAGAAAACAUCACCAAACUUCAUGUUCUUCUCGCAGAAAACUCGCAUGAACAAACUGGUAAAAAAACAAUCAGAUGUUGGCAGCUGGGUGAGGGGUUUAAUAGCUUUAAAGUUGAACGAACAUAAUAGUGACACAGCUGCUCACGUAUUAUUUGUUAAGAUCCUAGAUCUAUGUAUUGGCAAUCACGAUCUAUUUAUGAGGAGACGCAAACCGGAUUCCAUGGAAGUUCAACAAAUGAAAGCACAAGCCAAGGAAGAAAAAUCCAGGAGGCAAAUUGAAAGAAAUAAAUUAGCACGAGAAAAACAAUUAAGAGAGGCAGCAGAAAGAGAAAAGGCUGCAAUGGAACAGCGACUUCUACAAUAUCAGGAGGAGAUACGAUUGGCGAAUGAAGCUCUUAGAAGGUCUGAAGAGACGGCAGAUCUUUUAGCUGAGAAAAGUCGUGUAGCAGAAGAAGAAGCAAUGCUUUUAAGUCAGAAAGCAUCGGAAGCUGAACAAGAAAUCACGCGUAUACGAUUGAAUAAUAUGAAGACUGAAGAAGAAAAAGUCCAUUUGGAACGGAAAACUAGAGAAGCUGAAUUAUUAACUGAAAGACUAGUUCAAGAAUCGGAACGUAGAGCUGCUGAAGCAGAAAAAUUAAAAGACGAAUUAUUACGUGCAAGAAUCGCUGAGAAAGAAGCUAAGGAAAAAUUAUUAGAGUUCCUGAGUAGAAAUGCCUAUACCUCUACCAUAACUCCUGUGCCAAAUUUAUUUCCGUCUACGCAAGUACUUCCGUCAGAUCUACAAGCAGAUCUUCAGACUCUACAAUUAGAACCUUUACAUGCAGAACCUUUACCACCUGAUUUAACAUCCUAUGAUCUUAUUAGUGAUGGAGAUGUCGAUCAACUUUCAUUAGAGAUUGAAAGGGAAAGGAGCGAUUAUUUAGAGAAGAGUAAACAUUUACAGGAACAACUACGAGAAUUACGUUCCGAAAUUGAAGGUUUAAAAGUUGGUGAUAAGCAGAGCGAAUUGGAUCACUUGCAUGAGGAACAAGUUCGACUCGGCGAGAAUAAAUACAGCACCCUAAAAAAAGUGAAAUCCGGAUCCACUAAAGCUAGAGUCGCCUUCUUUGAGGAGUUGUAAUUAUUGAGAAAAAAAUGAAUUUACUAAUAGAUGCGUAUUAAUAUGAUACUAGUAAAAUUCAUUUAUACUGAAAAAGAUAUAAAUAUGUAUGCGCGCAUACACAUACACACACGCGCGCGCGCGCGCGCGCGCGCCUACACAAAGAAAAGGAGAGUGGAUAGCCAAUUAAUCUAAUUGAAAAAUGGAAUAUCUUGUAACAACGUACUUGGGUAUUCUACAUAGAACAUUGAAUGAAAUGCUGAACUAGAUUUAUUAACAAAUUUGAAAUUCUUACAAAAUUUCCGUGGAAAUUCUAUACAGAUAUUGAAUGUAGGAAAUCAUAGGCUUGUUGUUCGCUAUAUUAAAAUUUUUGUUUUCGACAAAUUCAAAUAUACACCAACUUCAAAUAUCUAUUUUAUUUUAAGUACAAGUUUCUUAAAUAGUGCUCACUAAUUAUACAGCACUAUUCCUAAUAAAAAAUUGAGGUGGAAAAUCCUGAAUCAUUUUUUUUCUACAAUGAUCAAUGAAGCAAUUAUUCCCGAAUAAAGCUAAUCCGCUGUCCUUUGAAUAUCACACGUGAGUGAAUCGCGCUUAAUAUUGUGCAUAAAUCCACUCGUUACGUUGUUAUCAUCAUUAACGUACUAUAUUCUCAAUCAUAAUGGUGUGAAAAAAUUUCUUUUAUGAUUAAAAAUCAUAUUUUUUUUGUCAGAAACAGCUUUCAAGAAAAUUUCAAUAAGAGAUAAUUCUCUCUGUACAUUAUAAAAAAAAGAUUAUUGUACCAAAUUAUAUAUUAAAAUUCAUACUUUGUAUUAUUUUUACAAGAAUACAUGCUCCUCGAAACAAAACUAUUGUAGCAAAUUAAAAUUAUAAAAUCCAAGUAACACUAUCUUUAGUGUACCAAAUAAAAAAAAUAAAGUCCAA